GCAAUGCUCUAAACACAUCUUCCUGGAAGAUCCCUCUCUCUAUAUAUAGCUCUAAAGUUCGAUCUCUCAACUUCACAACAUUCACCUCCUUCACAAAUCUAGCAAUAAUUCUAAGCAUCUCUACAAGAAUUUCCUAUUUUGCUUAGUAUUUCUAAAACCCAUCAAUGGCAGAGAAGGAUCAACAAGUCUAUCCCUUGCCUAUAUCAGGCAACACUAAAGCCAAGCACGACGAAGAGGCCGGCACAGUGCUGUCCAAAGAGCUUCGUCGCAAGAAACGCAUGAAAUGCUUGGCUUAUGUUGUUGCCUUUGCCGUGUUCCAAACCGGUAUUAUAUUGCUAUUUGCACUCACCGUCAUGAAAAUCAAAACUCCCAAGUUCCGAGUUAGGUCUGCUACAUUUGACAGCUUUAAUGUUGUGACAACAACUAGUCCUCCUUCAUUUGACAUCAAGAUGAAUGCUGAACUUGUCGUCAAGAAUACAAACUUUGGUCACUAUAAAUUCGACAGCAGCACCAUUUACUUCUUCUAUAAGGGUACAGAAGUUGGGAGUGCCUUUGUUUAUAAUGCACGCGCGAGAGCUCGAUCCACCAAGAAAUUCAAUGUUGUGGUGGACCUGACUUCAACCAAUUUACCAAGCAAUUCGGGGUUAGGCAACGAUUUCAAUUCUGGGGUUUUGGAGCUGAGCAGCCAAUCGGAAUUGAAAGGCAAGGUGGAGUUGAUGAAGGUGAUGAAGAAGAAGAAGUCCACGGAAAUGAGUUGCACUUUGACCUUAAGUUUGGCGGACAAGGCUAUCAGAGAUUUAAAUUGCAGAUGAAACUUGAAUUCUACGUGUUCUUGGGCUAAUUUAGUGCUUGGCUUUCCUUAGAACUACUGUGAUCAUGUAAAUUAAUAUUGGGUAUAAGACCCAAGGUGUAACUUUGUGGAUAUUCAUUUUAUUUAUUUAUUGUUUUUAAUAUCUUUUAUAUAUAUUCUUUAUAUAAA
Cornus florida is the source of this 979-nucleotide messenger RNA. Its product is annotated as late embryogenesis abundant protein At1g64065-like. The record is from RefSeq and is a predicted model, not a curated record. The transcript has a single exon. NCBI's taxonomy places the organism in Eukaryota, Viridiplantae, Streptophyta, Magnoliopsida, Cornales, Cornaceae. The coding region runs from base 165 to 812 and encodes 215 amino acids.